AUGGUGAUAGCACAUAUGAUACUCCAGAAGACUGAAUGUGUUGCAGACCCGAUAGAUGGGACAAAUGUUGACGACUAUAACCCAGAGAUUAUACCCAUAGCCGACGAUGUUGACAAGAUUUACCCAAGAGUCCAUAUUACUCCCUCGGAGCGGAUCAUACUUGAAAAGACCGAUGGUGAUAGCACAUAUGUUCAUCAACCUUCCCAUCUGGUUUCGGACAACCCUCCGAUCUCAUACCUAUAUAAUGGAGAUUCCUUGCCGGCUCCCAGUAAUCUGACACGAAAUUUUGCAACAGAUGUACAACAAAGUUCUAAUGUAGCUUUGAAUGUCGCCAAGCAAACUUUAAAAAAUGGGAUGUCAGACCAAAAAAGGGAGCAGUACAACGCCAGGAGGCAAGCUGCUUAUCGGAAGAAAAAAGAGGAUGGUACGGUCAAGCGCCAAGAUGAAAAUCAACCUUCCUUUCCAAUGUCUGGUAUGAUUCAUUGAUGUUUCAGCAAUACAAUGAACAAUGAAUAUAUA
This is a messenger RNA of Triticum aestivum (bread wheat), 519 nucleotides long. RefSeq lists its product as uncharacterized. Lineage: Eukaryota; Viridiplantae; Streptophyta; Magnoliopsida; Poales; Poaceae. The record is from RefSeq and is a predicted model, not a curated record. The transcript is spliced from 5 exons. Bases 1 to 486 code for a protein of 161 amino acids.